GCAGCGGGCUAUGGCCUGGAGAUGUCGAUUCCUGGUCUUCCUUACUUCUCAAUCUCAGCAAGCUGGGAACGCAGGGAACUGCCUUAUGGGCUCGGGCAUUGUCCUGCGUGGAAGCACUGACGGGGACUGGCUUGGCGACCUCACCUGUGUCCUCAUAUGUCCUGAACAUUUGUGCGCGAAACUCUGCGUGGCAGGAGGCUUUGGCUUUCUUCAAUUCUUCAGAGGAUGCAAGUACCUUGGCCUUCAACGCUGCCCUUGCAGCCUGCCAAGCCGGCAGAAAGUACGAGCUCGCGCGCGGUUUCUUCAGGCGCAUGUGUGCGCUUGGCCUGGCUAAUACCGCAAGCUUCAACAGUUUGCUGGGUGAUCGUCAGCGAGAUAUUGAGGCAGGCGACUGUGAGAUAGGGAACAUCACGCUAGGCUUUUCUGACUUUGCGGAGGUCUACGACGCAACCAUUGCAAAGCAUGGCAUCAGCGCCACGGACCUUGCUGGGAUUCAGAUCUACCGAGCAUUGCUGCAGUGGGGCAGGCAGGAUAGAACCAAGCCUCCCAGUCGCGUCCGCGCACCACUGGAAACCCUCUCGCCGGUCCGCAAUAGGGGCCUUGAGCAUUUUGGGAGCGCAACGGAGCCCACAACUGCUGCUUCAUGUGAUUGGCGUUUCAACCCUCCUGCUGAGCCUGCUGAGCCCGUAACAGGUCACCACCAAAAUGUGCUUCGGGCUACGCAUGCUGGCUCGCCCACGUCUGGCACAAGCGCUGGCCCGACUGCAUGUCCACAGACAAGGCCUUGCCGGACACAGCCAGAAUCUAACCACCAAGUGCCGCAGGUGGUUGAGCCUUGCACUGCGCAAGCGAGCCUGACUGCCACCGCUGAGCCAGUGGCAUUGGCGUUGGCUCCACAAGGUGGAACCCAGACGGGCCGAAGUGAAAGCCCUGGCCGGGACCUCGUUGACCUUCUCCCCACGGCAUCCGCUUUGGUCUCAACUUCGAUGCUCCCAUUCAGUGCCCCAACGCAGGCGACUCUGGAGACGAGGUCAGAUCUUGCCGAGCUGGUUGUCCUUGCCGACGCCUUCGCCUAUCGAAAGAACCUUGCCUGGGCAACGGGGGCAUGGCAGCAGGCAGUGCAUCACGAGCUGGCCAUGCGGAAGGAUCUCCAGAGAAAGCAGGCUCUGCGGCGCUGGCGCCUUCAGACGAUGUCGGCCAUGAGUUGCAGGGCCCUCCGCCUCCAGCAACAGGCCAACCUGCGUCGAAGACAGCUCCAGUCUGGCCUUAGCAAGUGGCGGCUUUGCCUGGCAGCCCGCCGUCGCUUUCGCGAAGUCUGCUCCAAGCUGCACGUGCAGCAGCGCCAGCGCUGCUUGACCUCCACUUAUGGCUGCUGGGUUGUGGUGGUGCAGACAGCGCAGCAGCUCUUGACUCAAGCAAGGGAUCAGGCGCGACAACGAUUGCUGCAGGUAUGCUGGGAGGCACUACGAGAGCAUACACAGCAAAGACAGCUCAUGAACUUGUACCGGAGCUGGGCUGAUGUGCAUUGGCUGCGCUCGCGGCUGGGUGCGGCCUGGCAGGCAACGGGGGCGUUUGGACUUCGGCCUCCGCGUUUUGUCACAGCGCGCAGCGUGCUGCGCAGUGCGGAGGCUUGGGUGCAGUGGCUCCGCAAGCGAGGUGGUGGCCAUGCGCAGUGCCCCGCAGCUGCUGGCCGCCUGGCGCUGGCUGCGAGUUCAUGCUGCUGCGCGCUCCGGGCAGAGAGCGAGGCCAAGCGUGCCCCACGGCGUGCCCAGCGCCGGCGCCGCCGCAUGGUCCGGGGGUGGUGGGCCCCCGCCACAGAGUUGUUCUAUGGCCCUGCAUUGUUCGAAGUCCAUCCGCACCAUGUCAAGGCUGUCCAGCACACGGUGCUACCUGGAUUCGUCAGCGCCCUCAUGCAAAAGAUGCUCGCCGACUGGCAAAUGCAGGCUCAGGCGACCUGCGGCUUCACCCGACGAGUCAACAUGAACACCCUGCGGCGGCACCUCAAAGGCUGGCAGGUCCAAGCGGAGCAGAGACAGCGAUGCCGGGCAUGCCAGCAAUCUGUGGUGGCAAGCAGAGUUGCGCGCGCUCGUUCACACGCUCUGCACAGCUGGAGGGCAAGGACCCAAGAGAAGGUGAGACACCGGCACAGAGCCCGCGAUUUUGCGGCGGCCUGCUGGUAUCGGCAUUGCAGAAGGGCAUUCCUGGCAUGGCAGACAGCGUGGAAAUGGGAGGCAGCCGUGGCACGGGCUCAGCACAGUGCCGGACAGCGACUGGUCUGCGAGGUUUUCAAGGUUUGGCUGGGCCAUUGGCACUACGAGCAUCAGGAGCUGGUCCUGCUGCGACUCUCGGGGCUCUUCCUGCGCAAGUGCAGCCUGAAGCGAGGAUUGAGGCAGCUACACCUCAACGUACGCCUGGAAGCUCGACAACGUGUUGUGUUGGAGGUGGAGGCUCACGUUCGGGAAGGCCUGCUCAGAAAACAGCGGCACUUGCAAGAGGCCACCUUUGCAGGAUGGGCCAGGCACGCUGAGAGUUGCAGGCUGAUGAAACUGCAGCGCGCAGCCUGCGAGCUGCUCCUGACGCAUGCGCCCUUUGACAUCCACCCACACCACAUGCAGGUCAUGCGACCUCAAGUGCUGGCGACUUUCACCCACGCCUUGCUGAAGAAGAUGGUUGCCGUCUGGGUUCUGGAGGUCCUCGAGAUCCGCAGCAUUCUUCGAGACACAGCAACACGCUUUUCUCGCAGAUGGCUGCUGGCUUGGAAGGCAGCAGCGGCAAAGCGCAGGAAACUGCGCAGUCUUCAGCAAGCAGUCAGAGCCUUUCGGAGCCGCCGGGCCUGCCGGAGAGCGCUUCUGCAGUGGAGGUGGAGGUGGGCGAAGCAAGCCCUUGUCUUCCAGAGAGCUCGCGACUUGUCGGCUGCAAGCUAUCAGCGAAGGCGCCGGAGGGCCUUGGAUGCUUGGCUGAUGGCCCGGCACUGU
Molecule: messenger RNA, 2975 nt
Organism: Symbiodinium pilosum
Lineage: Eukaryota; Dinophyceae; Suessiales; Symbiodiniaceae
Source: the annotation of a GenBank genome assembly